CUCCGUCAGCUCCACACGCCCGAGUCCCAGGGUCAGGAUGAGCAGUCCCUGUCUGUGUCGCGCUCCGAUCUGCCAGACCCGUCUGCACGAGGUCAAGCUCAGCUUGAAGACUGGCAGGGAGGGGCCAAGCCGGGCGAGCGGCAGCACCAAGGAGCCCGCAAGCCGGACAAGCGUGGCCAGCCGCAGCCGGAGCACACCCCCGAUCCACAGGGCCCAACGGCGUGGUGUACGCCCCAAGGCGGAACCCGAGCACCAGCCCGAGAAGAAUGGCACCCUCCUGGGAAUCCCGGCCCCUGUGGCACCGGGUCUCUCCCCCCUUUCCUCCUCCUCCUCUUCAUCUUCCUCCUAUGCCCCGGGACGCCGCAGCCCGCAACUGCCGCCGCUGCCACCCUCAACCCGCAACAUGAGGCGCGCUCGCUGGCUAAGCUACAGCACCUCCAACAUCUCCCUCCCCUCUGUACUGGACGGCCGCUUCAGGCAGCUUCAAGACGAACGGGAGGCAGUUCAGAAGAAGACCUUCACGAAAUGGGUCAAUUCAAUCUUGUCCCGGGUGAACUGCCGGAUCUCAGAUUUGUACCUUGACCUAAGGGAUGGUCGUAUGCUUAUAAAGCUGUUGGAGGUUCUUUCUGGGGAGCAUCUGCCCAGGCCAACCAAAGGACGUAUGCGGAUUCACUGCCUAGAGAAUGUGGACAAGGCACUGCAGUUUCUGAAGGAGCAGAGGGUCCACCUGGAAAACAUGGGUUCCCAUGACAUUGUUGAUGGCAACCACCGGCUUAUCUUGGGUCUCAUCUGGACCAUCAUUUUGCGGUUCCAGAUUCAGGACAUUGUAGUAGAAACUGGACAAGCAGACCAGAAAGAAACACGAUCAGCCAAAGACGCUUUGCUCUUGUGGUGCCAGAUGAAAACAGCAGGAUAUCCAAAUGUCAAUAUUACAAACUUCACUACAAGCUGGAAAGAUGGCCUGGCAUUUAAUGCUCUUAUCCACAAACACAGGCCAGACCUUCUGGAUUUCUCUAAGCUUCAGAGGUCCAACCCCACUUAUAACCUUCAACAGGCCUUUAAUGUGGCAGAGCAGAAACUGGGUGUGACUAAGUUGCUUGAUCCAGAAGAUGUUUUCACGGAGAACCCCGAUGAGAAAUCCAUAAUCACUUACGUUGUGGCCUUCUACCAUUAUUUCUCCAAAAUGAAAGCUCUGGCAGUGGAGGGGAAAAGGAUAGGGAAGGUGUUGGACAAUGCUAUUGAGACUGAAAAGAUGAUUCACAAGUAUGAGAGCCUGGCAUCUGAUCUUCUGACUUGGAUUGAGCAGACCAUCAUUGGUCUGAAUGACCGCAAGCUAGCCAAUUCUUUGACUGGGGUGCAGCAGCAGCUGCAGGGCUUUAACACAUAUCGCACAGUGGACAAACCCCCCAAAUUUCAGGAGAAAGGCAACUUGGAGGUGCUCCUGUUCACCAUCCAGAGCCGCAUGAGAGCUAACAACCAGAGGGUGUACACACCAAGGGAAGGUGCAUUGGUUGCUGACAUUAACAGGGCAUGGGAACGUUUGGAACGGGCUGAGAAUGAAAGGGAACGGGUCUUGAGAGAUGAGCUGAUCCGACAAGAAAAGCUUGAACAGAUGGCAAGACGCUUCGACAAGAAAGCAGCCAUGAGGGAAACAUGGCUUCUGGAGAACCAGAGGUUGGUGGCACAGGACAACUUUGGAUAUGACCUGCCGGCAGUGGAGGCUGCAAAGAAGAAGCAUGAUGCGAUUGAGACCGACAUUGCGGCAUAUAAAGAGCGUGUGCAAGCACUGGUGGCCAUGUCCCAGGACCUGGAGUCAGAGAACUACCAUGAUGCCAAGCGCAUUAAUGCACGCAAAGACAAUAUCCUGCGCCUUUGGCACUACUUGCUGGAGCUGCUGGAUGCUCGACAAGGACGCCUAGAUAAGAAUCUUACUCUGCAGAAGAUAUUUCAGGAGAUGCUCCACAUCAUCAGUUGGAUGGAUGAGGUCAAGGCUCGGCUCCUUUCACCAGAUUUUGGGAAACACCUUCUUGAAGUGGAAGAUCUGCUACAGAAGCAUGCCUUACUGGAAGCCGACAUUGCCAUGCAGGCAGAGAGAGUACACUCUUCCAAUGCAGCAGCACUCAAGUUUGCCAAUGGGGACACCUACAAGCCAUGUGACCCACAGGUAAUCAGAGACCGAGUGCAGCACCUGGACCUGUGCUAUCAAGAGAUAUGUGCUCUUGCGGCUCAGCGCAAGGACCGAUUACAUCAGUCCAGACGUCUAUGGAACUUCUUUUGGGAAAUGGCAGAGCUUGAGAGUUGGAUCAAGGAAAAGGAGCAUAUCUUCUCUUCACUGGACUAUGGCAAGGACCUUACAAGUGUGCUGGUGCUUCAGAGUAAACAUAGUGCCUUUGAGGAUGAAUUGGGGGCCAGGCGUACACACCUGCAACAGGUUAUGGAUGAGGGAGAGAAAAUGAUACAAGCUAAGCACUUUGGGACGCCACAAAUCCAGCAACGUAUGGGUGAUGUGAACACACAAUGGCAGCAGCUUGAAGAGCUUGCCGCUUUCCGGAAACAAAACCUGCAGGACACUCAGAGGUUCUUCCAGCUUCAGGGUGAUGCAGAUGACUUCAAGGCAUGGCUGCUGGAUGCUCGAAGGCAACUGAUAAGUGAUGAUCUUGGACAUGAUGAAUAUACCACCCAGCGUCUUGUCAGGAAACACCGGAACUUACAGGAUGAGAUGGCAAAGAAUGCUGCCACUAUUGAUGCAUUGACCAAACAGGCUAACAGUCUGCCAGAGGAACUACGUAACACACCAGACAUACAGAGGCGGCUCAAGGAUAUACGGGACCUGUACAUGGAGCUUAUUUCACUUUCCGACCUACGCAAGAAGAAGUUGGAUGACACCAUGGCUCUGUAUACCAUCUUUAGUGAGACAGAUGCCUGUGAGCUCUGGAUGAACCAGAAGGAGACAUGGUUGGUUGGGUUGGAGACACCUGAGAAGCUAGAGGAUCUGGAGGUUGUGCAGAACAGAUUAGGUAUCCUUGCCCAAGAAAUGGGCAAUGUUCAGUUGCGGGUGGAUGAUGUAAACAAGGCAGCAAAACAACUUGAAGACAGCAGACACCCAAGCAUGAAAGAAGUGAAAGAAUGCCAGGCACGUCUCAACAACAGAUGGAAUGCAUUCAGAGCAAUGGUAGAGGAGAAGAAGCACAAAGUGGAUUCUGCUGUCAGUCUUCACAACUAUAGACUGGAAUGUGAUGAGACAGAAGCCUGGAUCAAAGACAAGACUCGUGUAAUUGAGUCUACGCAGGACCUAGGUAAUGAUCUUGCUGCGGUUAUGACCAUCCAGAGGAAGCUGUUUGGCAUAGAGAGAGACCUAGCAGCCAUUGAGGACAAGCUAGGCUUCCUGAAGGGUGAGGCCAUCCAGCUAGCCAAAGACCACCCUGAGAAUGAAACUGACAUUUUGGGCAGGCUGCAGACACUGGAUCAAGCUUGGGAUGAGUUGAAGAAAACACUGAAGGAUCGAGAGGACUCCUUGGGAGAAAUUAGUAAAUUACAGACCUUCCUGCAGAAUCUUGAUGACUUCCAGUCUUGGCUUUACAAGACACAGAAGUCUGUAGCAUCAGAAGAGAUGCCUGCCACAUUGCCUGAGGCAGAGCAGCUGCUGGACUUGCAUGAUGCCAUACAUGAUGACAUAGACAACCACAAGGAGGAUUAUCAUCAGGUGAAAGACACAGGGGAAAUUGUGACACAGGAAGAGACUGAUCCACAGUACCAGCAACUGGAACAGAGGCUGAAGGGCUUGGAAACAGGCUGGGAUGAACUACAUAAGAUGUGGUACCGCCGCAAGAACUUCCUGGAGCAAGGCCUGGGUUUCCAGCAGUUCAUGAGAGAUGCAAAGCAGGUUGAGGCCAUCCUUAACAACCAGGAGUAUACCCUGACACACACAGAGCGCCCAGACACCCUGGAUGGGGCAGAGCAGGCUCUGCGAAAGCAUGAAGACUUUGUCAGCACGAUGGAUGCCAAUGAAGAGAAGAUCUUGAACACGCUGAAAAGUGGGCAGAGUUUGGUUAAUGAUGGGAACCUCUAUUCUGAGAAGGUUAAAGACAAGAUGGGAUCUAUUGAGGACAGGUACAACACCAACAGGAGGAAAGCAAAGGAGGUGUAUGGGAAACUAAAGGACAACCGUGAUCUCCAGCAUUUCCUACAAAACACUCAGGAUCUCACACUGUGGAUAAAUGAGAAGAUGCUGACUGCUCAGGACACGUCAUAUGACGAGGCGCGGAACCUCCACACCAAGUGGCAGAAGCACCAGGCCUUCAUGGCUGAACUAGCCUCCAACAAGGACUGGUUAAACAAGAUUGACCAGGAGGGUCUUGACCUCAUGCAGGCUAAGCCGGAGUUUGAGCCUGUCGUGAAGGAACGUCUGUCACAACUGCAUGACCUGUGGGACAAGCUGGAAUCUACCACGCAGGACAAGGCUCGCCUCCUAUUUGAUGCUAACCGCUCUGAGCUUUUGGAUCAGAGCCUAGCUGAUCUCAAGAAGUGGCUGGCAGAGCUGCAGCAGCAGCUGCAUGUUGAUGAGGAGGUCAAGGAUCUGACCAGUGCCAAUAUCUUCCUGAAGAAGCAGCAGAUGACAGAGAACAAGGUGAGGGACCGAGCACGAGAGCUGGAAGAGUUGCAGAAUGCAGUGCUGAGCCAGGACUGUCCAGAGAAGGAAGAGGAGCAGCAAGCCCUGCAACGGGAGUUCCAGCAACUGCUCACCCCUCUUGCAGAGAGACGGGGCAAGCUGGAGGCUGCCAAGGCUGUGCACCAGUUCUACAGGGACUUGGCUGAUGAGAUUCUCUGGGUGGAGGAGAGGUUGCCCCUGGCAAUGUCAGAGGACCAUGGUAACAAUCUUCAGGCAGUUCAGCUGCUUCUGAAGAAGAACCAGACAUUGCAGAAGGAAAUUGAAUGUCACCAGCCACGGAUCGAUGAGGUCAUGGAACGUGGUUCCCGCAUGGUGGCGGCGGAGAGCCCUGAGUCAGAGCACAUCAAGGGGCAGAUGAAUGAGCUGAAGGAUGCAUGGGCACGACUGCAGGAGGAGAUUGCCAAGCGACGGGAGAGACUGGCCAUCUCCAACCUGGCACAGCAGUACUAUAACGAUGCAGACGAGGCUGAGGCCUGGAUUGGAGAGCAGGAACUCUACAUGAUUGCUGACGAGAAGGCUAAAGAUGAGCCAAGCGCCAUGGUGAUGCUGAAGAGACAUUUGAUCCUGAAGCAGGAUGUAGAUGACUAUGCAGACUCCAUCCAAAAGCUGGCUGACCGUGCUCAGAAGAUGCUAGCUGAGGACCAUCCUGAUGGGGAGGCGAUCAUUCGACGUCAAGGUCAGGUGGACAAACAGUAUGCUGGCCUUAAGGACCUGGCUGAAGAGCGGAGGAAGAAGUUGGACCACACCUAUCACCACUUCCAGCUCAGCCGUGAAGUGGAGGACCUUGAGCAGUGGAUUGCUGAGCGUGAUGUGUUGGCUUCCUCAGAGGAGAUGGGCCAGGAUUUAGAUCAUGUGACGCUUUUACGGGAUAAGUUCCGAGAGUUUGCCCGAGAGACGGGGACUGUUGGUCAGGAGCGUGUAGAUGCAGUCAAUCAGACCAUUGAUGAGUUGAUUGAGGCAGGCCACAGUGAAGCAGCUACGAUGGCAGAGUGGAAAGACGGUAUAAAUGAAAGCUGGGCUGACCUGCUGGAGCUCAUUGACACCCGCACACAGCUCCUCACCGCAUCCUAUGACCUGCUCAAGUACUUCUAUGACGGGAAGGAGCUUGUGGCCCAAAUCCAAGAGAAGCAAACUCAGCUCCCUGAUGAUGUGGGUGAGGAUUUCAGCAAGGCUGAGUCCUUCCACCGCAUGCAUGCUGCCUUUGAGAGGGACAUCAGCACACUGGGCAAACAGGUCCAGCAGUUCCAGGAGACAGCUACCCGGCUGCACGCUCAAUAUGCAGGAGAUCAGGCUACAGCCAUCCAGGCCAUGGAACGUGAGGUAGUGGAGGCAUGGAAGAACCUUCUAGAUGCCUGUGCCGGUCGGCGAGCCCACCUGGUUGACACUGCUGAAAAGUUCCGCUUCUUCACUAUGGUGAGGGACCUUCUGGCCUGGAUGGAGAGCAUCAUCCAGCAGAUUGAGACCCAGGAAAAACCAAGGGAUGUGUCUUCAGUGGAGCUGUUGAUGAAGUACCACCAGGGUAUCCGCUCAGAGAUAGAUGCUAGGGACCCCAAGUUCACUGCCUGUGUAAAACUGGGGCAAGCCCUCCUGGCACGCGAACAUCGUGACUCUGCUGAGAUCAAAGAUAAACUAUUCCAGCUGAUGGAAAAGAAGCAAGAGAUGACAAUAAAAUGGAAUGACAGAUGGGAGUGGCUCCAACUCUUGUUAGAAGUGUGCCAGUUUGCACGCGAUGCCUCGGUGGCUGAGGCCUGGCUAAUUGCACAGGAGCCAUACGUGGUAAGCAAGGAUCUCGGCCAGACGGUGGAUGAUGUGGAGAAGCUCCUGAAGAGACACGAGGCCUUUGAGAAGUCCUCAGCCUCCUGGGAGGAACGUUUUGCUGCUCUAGAACGCCUCACCACGCUGGAGCUGCUGCAGCUCCGCAAGCAGCAGCAGGACAUGCGGCAGUUGAGACAAGAGGAAGAUGACAGCAGGAAAGAAGAUACAGGGUUUGCAGAGGAGUCCUCUCAGCUUGACACGGUGGAGGAGCCAUCCCUGUCGGCAAUCAUAGAGCCCAGUUCCGGCCAAGUAGAUGGGACCGCAGGAGAUUCUACAGCACCAGUGGUUUCAGAAGCACAUGGUGUUGGCACCGAGGAAGUGGAGCCUUCGGUUUCAGGGGAGCCUCAGCCAAGCAGGGAGACGGAUCGAGCGGCAACUCUCCCCACGGAGCCGCCGCGGGGCCAGACAGUCCUGCUGGAGGGAACCCUGGGCCGCAAACACGAGCUUGAGGCAGCUGGCAAGAGGGCUUCCAACAGGUCCUGGAAUAAUUUGUACUGCGUGCUGAAACCUGGUCAGCUGGCCACCUACAAAGAUGCCAAAAGCUUUGGCUUCGGCGUUACCUACCAUGGAGAAGACCCCCUGUCGCUUAGCAACGCUACCUGUGAAGUGCUUACCAGCUACAAAAAGAAGAAGCUUGUAUUCAAACUGCGUCUGGGAGAUGGCAGUGAGUACCUGUUCCAGUGUAAAGAUGAGGAGGAGCUCCAGGGCUGGACUCAGGCGAUAGAGGGGGCGGCUGGGCAGCCCCCAGAGGAAGCGGCCUCGGGUUCCCCUGGGCUACGGGCUCGUAGCCUACCCCCGCCCUCCUCGUCCACCCUGCCAGAGGCCAGUGCUGCCAAGAAAGACAAGGAGAAGAGAUUCAGCCUGUUCACCAAGAAAAAGUGACGAGAACAUGGCGAGGUGUUGGUCAGGACACCUGUUGGAGGUCUCUGCAUACCUGGGCAAUGCAAGUCGAAAGGUGCUACUCUGCACAGUCAGGUUCUGCUUUUUACCCACUCCCGCUCAACUUUUUACCAUGGUAGCAAGGUCAGAGAUUUAAGCCCAGAGAAUGACAUUUGUAGGGAAUGAAAUCACACUCCUCUGCCUGUAAUGAUGUGUACCUGCAAUGCUGAGGUCCAGCCUUUUGGAACACCCACCCCCCGUUUUUUUUUUUGUUUUUUUUUUUACACGUACUAUUUUCACUUUGUAAUCAAUCAAUCACAGGAAUGCCCUUUACACACUCAACCAAAGAAAGUUUAUAAAAUUGUUUUUCCUCAUUAGUUUUGCUUUGGCAUGAUUAAACAUGUUUAGUACAUGUAUUACAAACAUGACUUUCGUUCAUUUUGUUAAUUUGCAUUAUUCAUACAAAGAAAUGGUUGUGAAUUGUAAUACUGUGCAUCAGAGGAUUUUAAUUUGUUCUGUUCUGCUAUGUGGACAAGAUUAUGUUUUGUAUAUGCUGUAUUUCAUGGCAGGAAAGUAGCAGUUCUGCUUGAAGAGAGUUGGACCCAAAGCCAUAUAGUACAGUACUGUACCAUGUAGCCGCAUCAAGACGAGCAGGUCAGCAGUACUGUGCAUUAAAGAAGCUAUUCACACUACCGAAAUUGGGAAUCACAUUUGUGUAGACAUGAUGCUGUGUUUAAAUUGCAUUGUAAUGAACUAGAGUGAAUCAUACCAAGAAUUAGGUGUCAACAUACAUCGUUUUUCACAGAUUAAAAUACUGCACAUAUCUGACAUAAACCACCCUAGUGUAACACUCCCAAAAUAACGCAGUGUGCGUAUUUUAAAAUACUGCACUUGUGUAUCCAGUAAGGAGCUUUUAAAAGGUUUCUUAAUAUAUGGUGCUAACUUUGACACGAAGAGAGUGAAACACCUGUUCUCAUAGUAACGUCUUUCUGUGUUGACGGUGUACUUUCCACACCUGCCCAUAGCUGCAUUUCCCUCCUCCCACCAAAAUCAAAAAUCAGGAAAAACUCCUUCGAUAGACUCUGUGUGUGUGUGUGUGUCAUUUUCACUGUUAGCUUUCAGAAGCUGUGAAAAAGUUGGUAAUGUGAAGAACUAGAAGGAAAAGUGAAGAGGUAAACUAAAAAAUCAUUUUAUGUCCAGUAUUUAUUUUCCAAAUGGUGUUUUUUUUGCCAGUUAAGCUUUCUGUUAUGGGGUGAGGAUAUAGAAAUCACAUCCAAUGUAAAUUUACUUUUAAAUCACAAUCUGAACUAUAUACAAGAAAUAUAUAUAUGGAAAAUGAAUUUAUAUUAAUAGUUUUAUUAUAUUUAUAAUGAUAAUUUAAGCUAGAGAUAAAAACUAAUACUUGUACUUUUUAUUUUUCAGUUGCAUAGGGCAGUUACCCCAGUUACCUUUUUUAGAUCUCUUGAAACACUGGAAUUCACAUCGCUACACAAUGGCUGCCUUACACCAUUGUCACAAACUGCCUGCACCAAAAACAUCCUUAAGCACAUUCUGAUUCAUUUGCAUUGUUUUCUUUCAUCAUAUUUAACUAUAUAGUAUAAAUGUUUAACUAUAUAUUCAGCUCACAUUGUUUGCUUUUUUUUGCCCUUGCAUUAUCCCAUAUGUAGUUUUAUUAGUGUUCUAGAGUUUUAUACUCCAAAGCUGGCUGAAAUUUCCAUAAUUUUG
Molecule: messenger RNA, 9088 nt
Organism: Scleropages formosus (Asian bonytongue)
Lineage: Eukaryota; Metazoa; Chordata; Actinopteri; Osteoglossiformes; Osteoglossidae
Gene: sptb
Product: spectrin, beta, erythrocytic
Exons: 36
Coding region: 38-7366 (2442 amino acids)
Cellular component (GO): spectrin
Molecular function (GO): actin binding; phospholipid binding; structural constituent of cytoskeleton
Source: RefSeq, a predicted model, not a curated record